Messenger RNA from Rattus norvegicus (Norway rat), 1203 nucleotides. It is a transcript of the gene Zfp428, whose product is annotated as zinc finger protein 428. The transcript has 3 exons. The record is from RefSeq and is marked validated. Lineage: Eukaryota; Metazoa; Chordata; Mammalia; Rodentia; Muridae. The coding region runs from base 473 to 1045 and encodes 190 amino acids.
AAGGCACCCCCUAUUUAUAAGGCGCGUUCGCUCUACCGCGCACGCACGCGCGAUUCUUGAAUCUUCUUCACCCUUCGGACCGCGGACUGUACCAAGUCUAGCGGGGCUGUGAGCCGCAGAGCCCGACACCUCCGCCGGCUUGAGCUCUGCAGCCUGUGCAAUUCUCUGAGCCCCUCUUCCCACCGAUCGCCGGGAAUGGUCUGUCUGACCGCGCACGCGCCCUGAGCGCCUUUCGCCCCUCGCUCACUUGCUCGCUCGCUCGCCUAGCCUCCCUAAACGCAAGCGCAGUGCUCGGGCGUGCAGCCGCUACCGCUGAGCCGAGCCGGGGCCGCCGGCGUCGUGUCCCUCUCAACCUGCCAACAUCCUGUGUUAGAGGAGCUUGUGACUGGAGGUGUGACCGUGGGAGAGCUGGCCGGGGAGGGACCCUGCCCAGUCGCUGCUCUGCUCCUGUCUCUUGUCCCCUCUCCCCGCCAUGACAGAGACCCGUGAGCCCACUGAGACUGGAGGCUACGCCAGCUUGGAGGAAGAUGAUGAAGACCUUUCCCCAGGCCCGGAGCAUUCUUCUGACUCUGAAUACACUCUUUCAGAGCCCGACUCUGAGGAGGAGGAGGAGGAGGAAGAGGAAGAGGAGACCACCGAUGACCCUGAAUAUGACCCUGGCUAUAAGGUGAAACAGCGCAUAGGUGGGGGCAGGGGCGGCCCAUCCCGCCGAGCGCCCCGAGCGACCCAGCCUGCUGGCCCACCUGCACAGCCCUGCCAGCUCUGUGGCCGAUCGGCACUGGGAGAGGCCCCACCGGGUACCCCACCUUGCCGGCUCUGCUGCCCUGCAACGGCGACCCAGGAAGCCCCAGCCCCUGAGAGCAGAGCUCUUGGGGAGGAAGAGGAGGAACCCUCUCGCACUGGAGAAAAUCGGCCAGCGGGGCGGGAUGGAGAUGAAGAUGAGGAUGAGGGGGGCACCUACCACUGUACGGAGUGCGAGGACUCCUUUGACAACCUCGGGGAGCUGCAUGGCCACUUCAUGCUGCAUGCCCGGGGCGAGGUUUAGGCAGGGCCACCAGAGAGCUGGUAAGAGGGGUAAGCGGGAGCAAGGGCUGAGGAAGCAGGGUUGGGGACUGGGGUCCCACCCGUCUGUGUCGUCUUAGCAGUAGAUGUGUGAAGGGCUGAAUAAAAGCCAGACUCCGUGUGCUGGCCCAGCGUGUUUGA